This is a messenger RNA of Schizosaccharomyces osmophilus, 351 nucleotides long. Its product is annotated as Schizosaccharomyces specific protein. The coding region runs from base 1 to 351 and encodes 116 amino acids. The record is from RefSeq and is a predicted model, not a curated record. Lineage: Eukaryota; Fungi; Ascomycota; Schizosaccharomycetes; Schizosaccharomycetales; Schizosaccharomycetaceae. The transcript has a single exon.
AUGCCGGAUAAAAAUGAGGUUGAAGGAAUAAAACAUUCAUUAUCGGCGCCUGAAACACCUACAGCGUAUAUUUUGCAAGUACAUGCUUAUUAUCUAACGGAAGCUCUAAUACGCAAAUAUUUCCCUAUAGAAAACAUGAUAAUCACAUGGAAAGAUGACCAUAGAGUGUAUCUAACAUUUGAUUCUUCUGAACAAGCUCAAUCGGCCUAUUUGGAUUCCUUGCGUCUUGGUAGUCAAUUCAACGCAGUCAUAAAGCCAGUUUACCUCUCUCACGAUGAAAUUCUUCGGCUAUGUAGUAGGAAAAGAUAUCGUGUUGACAUGGAUGCUGCUGAGAGGUUCGUCCAACGGUAA